UACAAGGCUUUGAGCGACUUGCACUGUGUGACUACCGCUUCAUCCAUUUACUGCAUAUCCACGCAACCAUGCACCUGACUGUUCUUCUGCUGGUGGUCCUACAAAACACCAGUAUUUAUACUUCAUCAGCCAAGCCCGUGGCCACUGCGGCCGCUGCCGUACUUGACACGCCGUUCACACUACAAUGUCGGAAUAAUUCGUUAACGCACCGUGAGGAGCAGGCCAGGAACUGUAGUUGGACCAGAAACAACAAACCGAUACGGAAAUCUAACACAAACUUCAAUAUGGAAGGAUUUAAACUGAAGAUCAGACGUUUCAUCUGGAGAAGGAAACAGCAAUUUCAGUGUUCCUGCAUUCCAAGUCGAAGUCAAUCCUUCACUAUUACAGCUGAACGUGCUCCGCAUGUCAACGUUAACAUGGCGCAAGGGUCCGGCAGAUGGGAGCGGAUUCAUUUCAACCUCACUGCAAAGCCCGAACCUGUCAUUACCGACUGGUAUGGAAUCCUGUCCAAUGGAAUUUUGUCCCGAGUGGAUCCUACGAGAAGUCGCACAGAACUGAAGCACAUUUCCGGUAUAUCUUACCGCUUGCAGCUCGACCACGUGGAUGUCACGGACAAGGAUGCUGGGGUUUACAUCGUCAACGUCUCCAACGCCAGGGGCAGCUACGUUUUCAACUACAGCAUUGUUGUUCGUGAUGAAAUGAAUACUGACCUACCUUCCUCGAGUCCGCUUUUCAUCGGCGCGUCAGUAGCAUUGGCCUUGGGUAUCCUGGCUCUGGUUGUGGGAUGCUGUUUGACGUGUAAAGCCAUGUCAGCAGGGCUGGGAAAGCGUGCAGCUGGUAAGUAUCGAGUGACAUACAUUACGCCAAGAACCGGGCAGCCUGAAACUAUUGAAGAUGAACCAGGAUCCGAGUGGGAGUCUGAAAGCAUCAAAGAUCUGGGGUUCGCUGUGUCGGGGGGAGUCACAGACGACUGCAUAUACGAGUCGAGAGACUAUGAACUGCCACACAAUGCAACUAUCAACAAGCAUUAAACACUUCAAUGCGUGAAUUUUAUUCAAUGUAAUUUCUGAAUCAGUCUUUAGGGCCUAUGGACUACUUCCAGUACUGAGACGGGGCACAGCUUACUUCCAGUACCAGAUUUUCGGUGAUAAAUGUAUAUUCAAGAACCAGUUCUGGUUCCAAAUUUCGCGACUGCCAAAUAUGACGUUACUAGACCGGACCAAGAACACAGCCAUGCUUGGCUGUCACAGAUGUUGACAGUCGUAAUAGUUGGCUAAUUUGGGGGUGGUUAUAUCGGAAAUUUGUUAUACCUGCAGGGAUUACCGAUUCCUUACUGUCAAAUGACAACCAUGAGACAAUUCCAAAAGGUCUGUUUGUCACUGAGCGUAAGCGUAAUGUGGGCGGAAGGCUGGAAGUAGAGCAGAUCUCAGGCGUUUACCGCUCCGGUUAAACCCGCCGGUACAUGUGUGGUGUGGCUGACAAACCCCAAAAUGACCAGUGCCAAUUUGGAAACCAGUCUAUCAAAGUUUUGGGGGCAGCGUUCUACGACUGGGGAUGGGGACUCCACACAGGGAAUCGAACCAGGGUCUUCGGCGCGACGAACUACCAGACUACCCAACUGCCUCUUUUCAACGGGAUGAAAACAUUUUUCUUUUCACAACUCUUCACUCUUCACAGUUAUAGUAAGUCGAUAUCGAAAUUGAUGUAUAUUGUUAAACUCACAUCUUUAUAGCGUGGAAUGUAUGUACUUAAAUAAAAUUAUUAAAACCCA
Molecule: messenger RNA, 1771 nt
Organism: Haliotis rubra (blacklip abalone)
Lineage: Eukaryota; Metazoa; Mollusca; Gastropoda; Lepetellida; Haliotidae
Exons: 7
Coding region: 69-1031 (320 amino acids)
Source: RefSeq, a predicted model, not a curated record